AUGUAUACGUUGACGCCUACGCAAAGAGAGCGAUUUCGAGUCCAGCGGAAGUUGAUGCAUCAAGGUGUCGGGAUUCAGCAGGUCAAGCGAUACCGUGAUUUCCAAAACGAUGAAAGCAAAGUCGUGGCGUAUGACCUCUUGAGUACCCCAGAAAACUACGUAGCGCAUUUUGAGCGAUAUGCGACAAGCGUUGUCUCCAUCAUUGGCUUUGGCAGGAGGGUGGCGAGCUCAACAGACCCUAUCAUCACCGAGGUUAUCGCAGUGAUGCAUCGCGCAGCGGACUUGAAUGUGCCAGGAAAGACGUUUCCAAUGUUACUGGAGACAUUCCCAUUGCUAGCUAAGGUACCAACUGAAUAUGCGCCGUGGAAGCAUGGACUGGGGAAGAGAGGCAAGUCGCAUCGCGGUCACGACUUCUUCUAUUCUCUCGCCCACGAAGCCAACGAGAAACCUGGCCAUGAUGAUUGUUAUGCCAAAAUGUUGUUCAAGGAGCAAGAGAAAUACAAUCUGUCCCCAAGAGAGAUUUCCGCACUUUCAGGGAACCUCUUCGGUGCUGGUUCGGAUACCUCAAGCAGCACACUCAUAACGGCUGUUUUGGCAAUGCGCGCAUUUCCUGAAACCUUGAUACCAGCCUGGGAAGAAAUCGAUCGUGUGGUCGGUCCCGAUCGGAGUCCGUCAUUCGAAGACGACGCGAACUUGCCAUACGUACGUGCUUUUGUUAAGGAAGUCUUCCGAUGGCGAUCAGUCGCGAUCAUCGGCGGACAGCCACAUGCACCAACACAAGACGACUACUACAACGGCUACCUCAUUCCAAAGUCAACAUGGGUGCAAGGCAACGUAUGGGCGAUUCACCACAACGACCGCGAGUUCCCGGAACCUGAUCGCUUCAAUCCAAACAGGUUUCUCAAGAAUCACCCCGAUGCACGUCCAUUCCCUGGUGAGCGCGGGUAUAUGACAUUCGGCUGGGGAAGGAGAGUUUGCUCGGGACAAGCAUUGGCAGAGCAAGGUACAUGGCUAACGAUCGCACGACUUCUGUGGGGCUUCAGACUCGGACCCGCCUUGGACGAGAAUGGAAAACCAGUGCCGGUGGACAUCUUUGACUACACGUAA
Molecule: messenger RNA, 1107 nt
Organism: Parastagonospora nodorum SN15
Lineage: Eukaryota; Fungi; Ascomycota; Dothideomycetes; Pleosporales; Phaeosphaeriaceae
Exons: 1
Coding region: 1-1107 (368 amino acids)
Molecular function (GO): iron ion binding; oxidoreductase activity, acting on paired donors, with incorporation or reduction of molecular oxygen; heme binding
Source: RefSeq, a predicted model, not a curated record